AUGGCAUCAUCAGUGGUUUUGGUGCCGGCAUUCUGUGCAAAGACGCCUCCCACUGUUUUUUUUUUAAGAUUUCUUCGGCUAAAGAUAGAAUUACUUCACAUAAUACAACUUGCAGUGGACAGCAGCCAGUGUCUGGUCCACAAUGUAGACCUGGAGCCGUGUCCCGACGGCCCCGCCUUCUGCCUGCUGCGGCGGAACAAGCCCUAUCAGAUCAAGGUGGACUUUACCCCCAAGUUCACCGCCGAGAAACUGCAACUGUCAGUGUCAAGUGACAGUAAGAAAGAUGGCACCUUCAACACAACAGUAAUACCGGCGACAAAUGCUUGUGAUAUUGUUAAGUGUCCGCUUCAGGAUGAGCGGCAAACCUUAGCUACAGCAUUUACAAUAUCCAAGAGAAGUCGGGGCAAAUUCCCGAUACAACUGAUGCUGUGGAACGAAGAAAAUAAGAAUCAAACAUGCUGCCUUACGUUCAACGUGAGGACUCUAAAAUAAAAUUACUUUUUUAUGUAUGCAAUUAAUAAAUAUUAAAAUUUUUACAUUUC
Leptidea sinapis is the source of this 542-nucleotide messenger RNA. RefSeq lists its product as uncharacterized. NCBI's taxonomy places the organism in Eukaryota, Metazoa, Arthropoda, Insecta, Lepidoptera, Pieridae. The transcript has 4 exons. Bases 1 to 492 code for a protein of 163 amino acids. The record is from RefSeq and is a predicted model, not a curated record.